GCCAGCGCCGCCGCCAGCGCGGGGGCAGAGGCGGCCGCCGGGAGGCUGCAGGCGUCGGCGCGGCUCCCGGGCUGGCCAUGGCUAGGGGCGCGUGGCGGCCGCCGGCGUGGCGAGGCGGCGUCAGAGGUUCUUAAUCCAGAGCCAACUCCAUGGACCCAGGCCGGGUUUGGCCCUUGGCCUGCUGUGGGCGGGGUGUCGUCUGCUAGAAGACCCCCCCCCCCCUGGCUGACCUGCUCUGUCGCCUUACAGAGCAAGCGAAGAAGAUGGACCGAGCGACACGCCCUCUGCCUGCGUGCUUCCCGCCUUCUGUGCCCUUGUUAAUCCUGCUGUCCACUCUGGCGACUGCUGAGAGUGUAGCCAACAGCACUUUAAAUGGCACUGACGUGGUCGUGGGCUCAGUGCCCGUGGUCAUUGCCAGAACCGACCAUAUCGUCGUCAAGGAAGGGAACAGUGCCUUGAUCAACUGUAGCGUUUAUGGCCUCCCUGAGCCCCAGCUCAAGUGGUAUAACUCCGUGGGCAAGCUGCUGCAUGAGGACAGCAAGGACCGAGGGGCAGGCAAGUGGCAGAUGCACGACGGCCUCCUGAACAUCACCAAGGUGUCCUUCACGGACCGAGGCCGCUACACGUGCGUGGCCGCCAACGUCCACGGCACCGUGAACAACACGGUGACGCUGAGGGUGGUCUUCGUGUCGGGGGACAUGGGCGUGUACUACAUGGUGGUGUGCCUGGUGGCCUUCGCCGUGGUGCUGGCCCUGAACAUCACCCGCCUCUGCAUGAUGAGCAGCCACCUGAAAAAGACCGAGAAGGCCAUCAACGAGUUCUUCCGCACAGAGGGCGCCGAGAAGCUGCAGAAGGCCUUCGAGAUCGCCAAGCGCAUCCCCAUCAUCACGUCGGCCAAGACGCUGGAGCUGGCCAAGGUCACGCAGUUCAAGACCAUGGAGUUUGCCCGCUACAUCGAGGAGCUGGCCCGCAGCGUGCCGCUGCCGCCGCUCAUCAUGAACUGCAGGACCAUCGUGGAGGAGCUCAUGGAGGUGGUGGGGCUGGAGGAGCAGGGCCAGAACUUCGUGCGCCACGCGCCGGAGGGCCAGGAGGCCAGCCCCGGGGACGAGGUGUACACCAUCCCCGACGCCCUGCAGCGGAGCGAGUCCCCCGCCGCUGACUCGGACGCCUCGUCGCUGCACGAGCAGCCGCAGCAGAUUGCCAUUGAGGUGUCCGUGCACCCCCAGGCCCGGAGGGAGCCCGCGGAUGACCGGGACGGGGGGCCCCUCGAGGCCGGAGACGAGGAGGACACCGAGCCGUCGGCCGAGCACUCCCCCGAGUCCGCGGCGCCUUCCACCGAGGUCACAUCCGCGGCGCUGACCUCCGAGGAGCCCACGCCUGUCGAGGGGCCGGACCGCGUCCUGCCGCCGGGUCCCCUGGAAGCCACAGAGGCGGCCGGGGCGUGCGACAGGAAUGCCCGCGUCGUCUAUGAAAGCCAUGUCUAACAGCCCCCCCC
Molecule: messenger RNA, 1495 nt
Organism: Kogia breviceps (pygmy sperm whale)
Lineage: Eukaryota; Metazoa; Chordata; Mammalia; Artiodactyla; Physeteridae
Gene: MFAP3L
Product: microfibril associated protein 3 like
Source: RefSeq, a predicted model, not a curated record